Messenger RNA from Biomphalaria glabrata, 1804 nucleotides. RefSeq names its product U3 small nucleolar RNA-associated protein 15 homolog. The coding region runs from base 52 to 1728 and encodes 558 amino acids. The transcript is spliced from 13 exons. The record is from RefSeq and is a predicted model, not a curated record. Gene Ontology annotation, cellular component: nucleolus. Gene Ontology annotation, biological process: positive regulation of transcription by RNA polymerase I; rRNA processing. Lineage: Eukaryota; Metazoa; Mollusca; Gastropoda; Planorbidae. Gene Ontology annotation, molecular function: protein binding.
GCAUUUAGUGCUGAACACUUUUAUCUCGAGCCUGGUAAAUAAUUUAUCAAGAUGGCGUCCUCUUUUAAGAAAACGAGCAUUUUGGUUCCUAAGGUUUUAAAAGAAAAGUUAACACCUGAUGGGGCAUAUUGGAAAAAUUUAGAGACUCCAGUGACAGUAAAAGAAUAUGGAGCUAUUACAGAUAUUGACUUUUGCCAGGUCCAACCAUACAAUUUUGCAGUCACAAACUCAAUGCGGGUUCAGAUAUAUGAUGUGGAGAACUCCCAGUUGCACAGCACCAUCAGUAGGUUUAAAGAUGUGGUUUACAGUGGUACCUACAGAAGUGAUGGUAAGCUCCUGGUGGCUGGUACAGAGGAUAAGUACAUCAAGAUCUUUAACCCAGGCACACGUUCUCUCCUCAGGACAUUUCAAGGACAUACAGGGGCUGUUCGUGUAACCAAGUUUCUCCAGGACCAGUUUAGAAUAGUGUCCGGAUCAGAUGACCAGACUGUCAGAGUGUGGGACAUCCCCACUGAGAAAGAAGUGCACAUUUAUCACGAGCAUCAGGAUUACAUUCGAUGUGGUUUAACGUCUAGGUCUAGUCAAGACUUGUUUCUGACAGGUUCAUAUGAUCAUACAGUCAAACUCUGGGACGCCAGAGCAGAUCAGAGUGUCUUGUCUGUCAAUCACGGCCUCCCUGUGGAAAGUGUCCUUAUGUUUCCCAAUGGUGGAAUCUUUUUUUCGGCAGGUGGCAACGUGAUCAAAGUUUGGGAUGCUCUGGCCGGAGGCAAAUUGCUGGCCACCUUGACCAACCAUCACAAAACUGUCACAUCGCUAUGCUUUUGCAGCAAUUUUGAACGUUUCAUGUCCGCCUCCUUAGACAAACAUGUGAAAGUGUACGAUGUAGCCACAUAUCAAGUUGUACACACCAUGAAUUACCCUGGACCCAUUCUGAGUCAUGCAGUAUCACCUGAUGAUCAAGUAUUAGUAGUUGGCAUGGCAGAUAAAAUGUUGUCAAUACAGCGAAGAAAAACAGAAUCUGUAGAUCAUGCUGUGAAAUUUCAAAAGUCUCAAAGGAAGCGCAAGCUUCGAGGGUACGCUCAUCUAGCCAAGUCCUUCACUCCAAGCCCAGCAGAUAGUGUUGUGGCACUGAAGAAAAGAGAGAUCCUGGCUCCAUAUGAUAAGCAUUUGAAACAUUUCAACCAUACCAAAGCUCUGGAUUCUGCUUUAGAAAUGGUUGUAAGAAAGAAUCACCCAGAAGUGACUGUCAGUGUGAUGCAGGAGUUGAUAAGAAGACAGCACAUCAAGACUGCACUGGCGGGGCGAGAUGAUUCCUUCCUUCGCACAGUGUUACAAUUCAUUCACAAAAAUUUGAGUAAUCCAAUGUUUAUGGGGACAUUACUGGAUAUUUUCAACUUGGUUUUAGACAUGUAUGGUAUUUCUGAGUUGAUGAACAGUGGACCACUGGAAUCCCUGCUGGUCAAGAUCAAGGCACUGAUUAAUAAUGAGGUCAAACUAAUGACAAGUGUGGAAGAAAUCCUGGGUUCCCUUGACCUUCUAUUCACUGUGGCAGAAAAUCAAACACUGCCUUUGCUUGACUCAAGCACACAGUUGCAGAAUGGAACAUCAACAGAGAUAGUAGCAGAUGUUGAAAUGACCAGUAAUGAAGCUGGUAGUACAAGCUUUUCUAUUCCAGCUGGAAAGUGUUUGUUAGAUGUCAUAGGCUCAAAAUCAGUUGCAGCUACUUGAUAUCUAAUGUUAUAGUUGUUUUUUUUUAUUGUUGUAUUUAUGAAUUAAAAUAUGAAAGAAAAUUCUUUCCAUGAGA